Messenger RNA from Anopheles maculipalpis, 11056 nucleotides. RefSeq lists its product as uncharacterized. The transcript is spliced from 6 exons. The record is from RefSeq and is a predicted model, not a curated record. Gene Ontology annotation, cellular component: nucleus. Lineage: Eukaryota; Metazoa; Arthropoda; Insecta; Diptera; Culicidae. Bases 322 to 11037 code for a protein of 3571 amino acids. Gene Ontology annotation, molecular function: ATP-dependent chromatin remodeler activity; ATP binding; ATP hydrolysis activity.
ACAGAGAUGGAGAAAGCAAUGAAAACGCCGUUCCGUUUUAAUGGCUGCCGCGAGAAGGUGUAGAAUGAAAAACGGUGAAAUUUUACAGAAAUUGUGCUAGAAAAAUGUGCUAGUGGAGGAAAGGUGGAAGAAAAACUGUCCCACUAAUCGCUACGCACCGUGUACGAGUGUUUUCCCAACUGCGCCCGCUGUGGUAAAGCAGCAAACAUAAGCGCUACGCGGAGUAAAACAAUCGAAGAUGGGUGUCCUUUGAGUGGCGGUUAGUGCACUCGACUUCCAAUCGAAGUAUCAAUUCCCUCGAUCGUCAGUCCACGUACGAUCAUGGAUCCGAACGAUAAUCACCAUCCGCAGCCGGUAGCACCGGCAGACGGACCGGGUGGUCGUGGUGGGCCGCAUACGACAGCAGGAUCAUCUAGUGGCACGGGAGCGUCCGGAUCAGCUGCAGCAGCAGCAGCAGCCGCAGCAGCAGCAGCAGCCGCUGUCUAUCACCAUCCGCAAUACCCACAAACCCCUCCGCAUCAUCUGUCGUCGGGUUAUGCUGCUGCAAUGAUGGACCAUCAUCAUCAUCAUCAGAUGAAGGAUCCUUACUACCAUCAUCAUCAUCAUGGCCGACACUACACAGAUCCGUAUGCCGCCGCGAUGCACCAUGGUGCUGCAUAUCAUGCGCCACCCCACGGUCCACCGCCUCCUCCACCGUCGGCUUUAGGUUCCAUGCAUUCGCAGCAUUCCUAUCCGCAUCACCACCAUCAUCCGCAUCAGAAUCCUUACGGGCAUUCGUAUCACCACCAGCCAUCAGGGAGCUAUCCCGGAUCGCAAGCAUCGGCCGGUAUGCAUCAUCAUGGUCAUCCUAUCCAUCAUCCGGGCCAUUCCUCAUCGAUAGGACACUACGGAAAUAGUCAAGCGCAACAGUAUCCAGGCUACGGGCAGCUAACCGGAGCAGCGACCGAUCAGCUAGUAGCCCCAGGCGGACACUAUACAGUAUCUUCCACGGCUUCACACCAUCACAAUGCGCCUCUGGGUGGAGUUGCGUAUCGGGAUGAAAAGGAUAUGCACAGUAGUGGGCAGCAAGAUCACAGUGGGAUGGGGCCGAGUGUGUCCGGAAAUGAUGCUCCGGGUAUGGGAGGUCCAGCAAAUCCCGCAUCGGCGGUUAUACCUGCUACAGGCGGUGGUUCUGGGAGUAGUACAGCAACUAGUGGCAAACGAAAGAUUGAAAUCCUCGAUAACAUAUUGAUAAAGAAAUCGAAAAACACACCAUCCGAUACCGGAAUGCCGAGCAUGAGCUACAUGCACAUUACUAAUCACAGUAACGUGUACGGUCAACCCCCGGAUCCGGCGCUUGGUGGCACGAUGGCGACAGGAGACAGCACAAAAUCGUCCUUCCAAAUGUCGAAUAUACUGGACGAUAAAAAUGCAACCAAACAGUCAGCGCAUGGACCUUAUCCGGCAUCCGAAGGAGCUCACACGGUAACAACGGCCCAUCACCAUAUGCACCCGGUCGCCGGGCAUGGUGAGCGUGAAAAGAAAGGCAAUGAACAAGCCCACUAUCACCAUCAUGGCAAUACUGGCGGUAGUUCGAGCAGAAAAUCAUCCAAGGCAUCGAAAGGUGGCGAUUCUUCUAAAAACGAUCGUAGCGGAUCUUCUUCGACAACUGCCUCGUCGAGUGCAGGAAUCGUGUCAGAAGCAGCUACCGAGCAGCAUCAAACACCCGCCGCCACACAGCACAUGGAUUUCGAUAUCUCCGAGAAGUUGAAAGAGAUGGGAGAGAUCAGCGUAAAGCCGGUGUCGAAAAAUGAUGCUAGUGCCAAAUCUCGUACCAGUGAGCUGGAGUGCAACGAAGAAAUUUCGCUGGAAAUCACAAAGAAAGAUGCCGCAAUGCGAAAGGUGACCAAUUUGCGCAAAAACAUCAAGGAGGUGAUGGACGAUAAUCAGCUGGAUGCAUCGACGCUGGCCGCCCAGCGUCAGGAGUUGGAGCGAUUGGCCCGCGUGCAGGAACAGCAACGAAUAAUACGCGAAGUUCAGCGUCAGCUAGCGCUGGAACGUCAGACGAACAAAACGGAGCAGAAGGUGAUGCAGUUUUUGCAAGGACAUGCGUCGAUACUGAAAUCACAGCAACCUAGCACGUCCAGUACGGCGGCGAGCGGUUCCAGUAGUGGGAUUGCCUCAACGACUCCGAUACGUGUUGGUUAUACAAAGAAUCCGUUCGAAACGCGAGGUCGACCGCCAAAGAAUCGUCAGCUGAUCCUUUCUACUGCUACUACAACGCUACUGACAGCGACCACUUCGUCCUCAACGACGACAACUGCGACGACCAAUUUGACUCCUUCUGUUAGCAUUGCUCCGGUGAAAGCUUCUUCGCUUGUGGCCUCGAAUAGUGGUUCCUCCUCGACCAUCCCGGUUCCCGCAUCGUCUCCUACGAUUAUUCCGGUGCGUACGUUCGAAGAGAUGGUAGACUCGGAGGAAGAGCUAGAACCGGAAGAUGAACCCGAGGACGAAGAUGAAGACAGCGAUGGCGAAGUGAUUGCGUUGCCCGAGAAGAAAGAAGUAGUGACAAUCGACAGUUCGUCGGACGACGAUUGUAUCGUGCUGUCGGAUGAUGAUGAAGAACCUGAGGACGAAUCGGACGAUGAUCCACAAAACAGUGGACUGCACGUGAACGAUGCGUACAAUGUGCCGGAUGAUCAAGGCCGUGUCGUGAUCAACGUUGGGCACGCUGACGGCGAGGAGGACAUAUUCCUAGCGCCACAGAUCGCACGCAUCAUCAAACCGCACCAAAUCGGUGGCGUACGGUUUCUGUUCGAUAACAUCAUCGAAUCGAUCGAGCGGUACGAUUCGUCGACCGGAUUUGGUUGUAUUUUGGCACACUCGAUGGGGCUCGGUAAAACGCUACAGUUAGUUUGCUUCUGUGAUAUAUUUUUAAGGCACACCAGCUCGAAAACGGUCCUGAUCAUUAUGCCCAUCAACACGUUGCAGAAUUGGCUGAACGAGUUUAACACCUGGCUGCCGGAGGACGCGAACCACAGUCCGCUCCGGAACCAUGGCGAAGUGCGGGCGCGCAACUUCCGGAUACACAUCCUCAACGACAGCCACAAGACACUGAAAUCGCGAUCGAAAGUCGUGCUGGAAUGGGCUAGAAACGGAGGUGUACUGUUGAUCGGUUACGAGAUGUAUCGACUACUAAGCCAGAAGAAGAUGACCAAGAAGAAGAAAAAGAAAAAGGGAGCCCUGAUGGAGCUGGAGGAGGAGAAAGAAUCGACCGAGGAGCAGCGCAACAUGUUCGACGACAUACAUGAAGCGCUGGUAAAGCCGGGCCCGGAUCUGGUCGUGUGUGAUGAGGGUCAUCGGAUCAAGAAUUCACAUGCGAGCAUUUCGGUUGCGCUAAAGCAGAUUAAAUCCAAGCGUCGGGUAGUGCUGACGGGCUAUCCCCUACAGAAUAAUCUGCUCGAGUAUUGGUGUAUGGUGGACUUUGUGCGGCCGAACUAUCUGGGCACGAAGACAGAGUUUAGCAACAUGUUUGAGCGUCCGAUACAAAACGGGCAGUGCAUUGACUCGACGCCGCAGGACAUUAAGCUGAUGCGCUAUCGGGCACACGUACUGCACUCGCUGUUGCUAGGUUUCGUCCAGCGACGGUCCCAUUCGGUGCUGCAAACUUCGCUUCCACAGAAGGAAGAGUAUGUGCUGCUUAUACGUAUGACCGAGUUCCAGCGCAAGCUGUACAGCGUGUUCAUGAACGAGGUCGUACGGACGAAAGCCGUUCCAAAUCCGUUGAAGGCUUUUGCCGUCUGUUGCAAGAUCUGGAACCACCCGGAUGUGUUGUACAACUUCUUGAAGCAGAGCGAACGGGAUCUAGACCUAGAGCUAGAAGAACCGGAACCGCCGCCAGUACCGGGAGCUGCCAAACCGGGUGAAAUACCACCUUCCACAGGUAUCACGCCAGCCACGUCGGGUACAGCGACUCCAAUGGAGGUUGAUACGGCUGGCAUCACCAACACGAUGGAAGUCCCACCAAUACCUUCCACCGUACCAGCAUGUGCUACUGUCAAAGGAGGUCGCAAAAAUGCAGCCGUCCCUAAACCAGCCAAACCGCUGGCACUGAAAAAGGACGGUACCCCACGAAAACCACGCACAUCUAAAAAAGCGGCUUUAAACAACAAGUCACAAGCUGUUGGGAAGGAUGGCAAGAUUGUACCGGCAGCCACUAUUAGUCCUAGUAAUGUAAAUAAGGACCCGAACUCGAUGAUGAUGGAUACGAGUUCUGCUCCACCGCCGGCUUCUUCAGCUACAUUUCCGAAGAUGGAAGGUGUUACUAAUGACUUUCCGAAUGAUGAAAGCGUGGUCAAGCAGGAAACUGGUGCCCACAUGUAUCCGCAGUCAGUAGAUGGAUCACAAUACCAGGCAGCAUACCCUUAUCAGCCCUAUCCUGGAUCCGGUCCUAUGCCAUCGGGUCAAACCUAUGGAAAUUACAACCAGGAUAUGAACAGCAUGAUGGGAUCGGAUCAAUCUAAUGCGUAUGGCAAUACAUACGAUAAUGGCGGUGCUAAUGGACAGUACGGUAACAACAAUAACCCGGGCGGCCCAGGAACUACCGAUCCGUACAAUAACAGCUACGGAAAUACUUACUACAGGAAUGAUUAUAACUCUUCCUAUAGUCAAUCUUCUGGCUAUGGCGCUGGUGGUCAUGAGUCAACCGGAACUACAGGAUACGAAUCAAAUCAGUAUCCUUAUGGUGGAAAUGCCGUCGAAGGAACUGCUCCCAACUCUCAGUAUUCCAACAAUUCGGGAGCACAAAAUCCUCAGCCGAACAAUUACUGGAGCGAUAGCACUAACGUAAAUGGUAACAAUAGUUACUAUGAUGCUCAACAACAACAACAACCGCAGCUGCAACAGACUCCCGUCACCACUAAUGACGCUAAUGGAGAUACAGAAUCAGCUUAUCCUGCGUAUAGUACAGGGUAUGGUGCAUCGAACGGUGGUACUCAACCGCAACUAACUGCUGAUCAGAGGGAUACCUCUGGUAUGUAUACUUAUCCGACCGCAGAACAGCAAACUUCGUCUGCAGCGACCGGUGCUCAAACGCAGCCACCAACUACUCCCUAUGAAGAUUAUAAUUCCUCUGCAACUCUGCCUGUCAAUGGACUGCCCAAGUGGAAUGGAGAACAGUCAAGCAAUGGUAAUCAUACUUCUGGAGGAGAGUCUGAACUACCUUCAAGUCAAGACACGGAUACUACUGCUGCCAGUAGCCAAGAAAUUGUUCCCGUACCAGUAACUACUGUAGACAAACCUCCAACUGCAACCGAAUCUACGUUAGAGGGCUCUGUUGAGGGUAAUCCAGAUGCUACUUCAACCAUAACACAGGAGCAAGCAAAUGCUCAGUACGCGAAUCAACCAUCGCUGGAAGAUCUCAAAGACCCCGUGAAACCCGAUCUAACCGCCGAAAAGCCAACUGAAAUAGUCGAUAUGGUUACGAAAGAGAAUGUUGUAGAACAUGAGAUUAAGCAGGAGAUUAAGGAAGAGACGAGUACCGAUGGCGAAAUUAAAGAGAAUAAGCAUGAAACCGUUCAGAUAAAGUUGGAAGAGCAAAAUGAACAGAUGAUCCUGAAGACCGAAGUUAAAAUUGAAGAAAAUGGAGAUAAACUACCGAGUGAUGAGUGUGGAGAGGUGUCGGAAAAACCUGUUUCCGAUAACUUGGAGGAGGAAAAAUCCCACGAAUUAUACGAAGACGUAAAGCCCAUCAAGAAGGAGGAAGUGUCAGAAGAGGUUGAAAUUAAGCAAGAGGUGAAAGAACAGGCGUCCACUGACUCGGCGAUUACUGCAAUUUCGGACGAGAAGAAGGCUGAACAGGACAGCAAACCUAUCGAACCUGAGUUAGAAAAGAACGACGACGAUAAAACUCUGGUGCAAACUGUUGUUCAAGAGGGCGAAAACGAAUUGGCGGAAGAUGUGACACUUGUAAAAACAGAAAAUGACCAGGAAAAGUCGAACGAUGGCACGGCAACUCUGGAAGAAGGUGAAGUGAUUAUGAAAGAAGAAGAAAAAGAAUCUCCGACUGAUGAUAAAGAUAGUGUAACCACUACCACUGCAACCAUGUCCACCACAACAACUACGACGACGACGGCAGUAAGCUCUACUACGACCACGACAACAACGACGACUACUACUACUGCAAGCGGUACAAAGGAAGGUAAAGGCAAGGAUGCCAAGGACGAAAUACCGUACGAAUGGGCGUUCGAACUGAUGAAGGGCUACAUGCCGGACUUGUUGGAAAAUUCGCCCAAAAUGGAGAUAUUCUUUUGCAUACUGGAGGAAAGCAUUCGACUAGGUGAUCGGUUGCUCGUGUUCAGCCAAAGUUUGCUGACGUUGAAUCUGAUCGAACGAUUUCUGCAGCGCAACAAGAUUCCUGGCACGGAGAACUAUUGGUCAAAAAAUAGUAACUACUUUCGACUGGAUGGUUCUACGGUGGCUCAGGAACGCGAAAAGCUGAUCAACGAAUUCAACUCCAACCCGAACGUGCAUCUGUUCCUUGUGUCGACACGCGCUGGUUCGCUCGGCAUUAAUUUGGUCGGUGCUAAUCGAGUGGUGGUGUUUGACGCCAGCUGGAACCCUUGCCACGACACCCAAGCAGUUUGCCGUGUUUAUCGCUACGGCCAGAAAAAGCCAUGCUUUGUGUAUCGGUUGGUGAUGGAUAACUGUCUCGAGAAGAAGAUUUACGAUAGACAGAUCAACAAGCAAGGCAUGUCGGAUCGGAUUGUGGACGAGUGCAAUCCGGACGCACAUCUUUCGAUGAAGGAAAUUACCAGCCUCUGUUACGAUGAUGGUGAGGAUGGUGAAAUGAAGGAUUUUAGCGAGGAAAAGGACAGAUUCAUCGACAUCGUGAUGCAACAUCUGUUGGAGUCACACUCAAAAAAGCUGACUAAAGCACCGUUUGCGCACGAAAGCUUACUGAUCGAUCGGAAGGAGAAAAAGCUGUCGUCGGCAGAAAAGCGGCAGGCCCAGCGAGGAUACGAGCUGGAAAAGCAGGCAGCAACCAAACCGCAAUACUCGUACACGUCUAUGGGUACUACUUAUCGGGCAAUACGUACAUCUGAUGGGUCGAUUAUUCAUCGUCCUGUUGCAUCGGUGCGUCCUAUGCAGGCAGGAGAUGCGAACAAAACGAAUGUAGCUGGAGCACGGCCAACCCGUUGGAUACCGGCUGAAGUGUGGCAGCGUCAAGGCAUGACAGCGCAAGAGAUGACGCUUCCGAUUGAUGUUGUGAUUCCUACCAGCUCCGCGGACAAAUCCAACAUCGUAUUAAAGGCAGGCCAGAAAGUGAUGGUGCUCAAGUCACCCAAGGGUAUCUAUAUGCAGCUAGAAAGUGGUAAAAUUAUUGCCAUUCGAACGGCAUUCAAAGUGGGUCAAAGUAAGGACACGCCACCAGCGAAGGGAGGCAUUAUUACUACCACGCCAUCCUCAGCAACUGGCCGUCGAACAUCGAACCUGUCAUUCAGCACGACGAAAGCAACUUCUUCACUGCUCGUGUCGAAAAAUGGUGCCGGUGCUAGUGGUGUUAGUGCGGGCGAUUUUUCGGAAGGAAAUUCAUUAAGCAUCGCGUCCAACUCGGACGAUGACGAAAAGUCCGACUCGAGCAUUCUUCCACUCACGAUCAACGAUGAUGGUGACAGCGAAAAGGAAACGAUGAGUGUCGAUGAUUAUCCGGAUAAACCCGGUACCAAGAAAGACCCCGAUGUGGAGCAUAUCGUGAGUGACCGGACGACCGACACGAUGAUGAGUAGCACGAGCAGCACGAGCAAUAGCAGUGGAAUGACUGUCCCAACAACGACACCAUCAACUACAUCCUCCUUUACGAAUGCAUCACCUGCUAAAAGUGAAUCAAUCGAUAAGUUCCCGAUGAUCCAGUCGGCGUACUCGCUAGCCACUCAACCACCGACUCAUGCUUCGUCGCAUCGUUCCGGAUCGGGUGGAUUGUCGCUACAUGUUUCACCAUCGCCGGCAGUUCAGCCAACAGCUACCGUCACCAUCGAUGACGAUUCUCCGCCGAUGAGGGAAAAGAUGACCUACAAGCCAAAUCUGGUCGAACGCAAAACGAAAGCAUCACCUUCCUCUCUCAAGAACUAUCGCCAUAAGGCAAGUAAAGUUCAGGAAAUUAAUACGACAAACACGACGGUCGCUACGGCAAUAUCUGCGAGCAGUGCGGUGGUUGUAUCGACUACGAAUGCUACUACUACAACGGUGGCAAGUAAUGCGAGUGUUUCGAGUAUAAAUCAUGGCGUUGUGGCUUCUAAGGUGAAUGAGGUAGCACACACCAACCCGGCGACUGAUGCUCCGACUGCUGGAAUGUACAAUAUGGCGCCCAAUGCGAACACGCACAACAACCUGUACCAUCCGGGUAUGAUGAUGAACAAUGAUAAGAUGUCAGCUAGUCAUACUGCUGGUGGUAAUGCAUCGGGAAUUACUGAUGUGUACGGGCAUGGAACUGCAUCAGUAUCAGGAUACUCAGCUACAUCUCAUAUGGCUCAUCCAGGGAAAAAGAUACCCAUUACAAGUACUACUACUCCUUCGUCAACUACAGACACAUUGACGACGAGUUCCCAUCAGUAUCCGGGAGGCCAUCAGACGAUACUGGCCGGUCCACCAGCAAGCUACGGAGGACACACGACUACACCAGCGACAGGUUCGUUGGUGGGAAAAAAUCAAGGUCAACAGUCGGCUGUGACUUCUCCCUCCGCUUACAACAACAGCUCAGUUGGAACUAGUAGUAAGCAACAUGCUUCGUGGAUGCCUUACGGUUCAUCUACCGGAAGCACUGGAGCUUCAUCCACAGGAAACACAUUAACAUCUACAGCUUAUGGCCAAAUACCACAACAGCAUCAGCAACAGCAACAACAUAUGCAUCCACAUGGCAAUUUUUCACAACAGCAGCAGCAACCACCGCAACAUCAUUAUCAACCGAUGGGUGGCCAAAUGCAGCACCGAUUGCCCCACCAACCAACCCUUCCUCAUCAUAUGGGCUUGCAUCAACAUCAAGCCACUGUUGGCGGUGUACAACCGCCUCCACCAGCACCACAAUACGAAUCUAGCUUAAAUUUCCUGGAGAAAACAACUUCUGCGCUCAUUAACAACCAAAAUCAAAGCGAAUUUCAAGCUUCCCUAAGUAACAUCACCCGUUCACCAACACCCACCGAUGGGUACAUCGAUUACAAUCCGAAACCGACCGCACCAUCAACGAAGAAGGGUGCCGGUAGCAAAGCCAAAACACCCAAAGCACCCAAAAACGAUUACAAUGCCGCUAAGAAGGCACUCAACAAACGCAACAACCCAUCACCUUAUACACACAUCUCGUCCUCCUCCGCGUCGUCCUCGCCGUCCGCAUCACCGGCAGUGAUGAACCACACACAAAAUACCACGACCACUGUUCCGUCGGCUUCGUCAGCUGCCGCUGUCUCGAGUGCUUAUCAUCAUGGCUAUCAUGCGGGUACUGGUGGCGCUGGUGCAACUGUUGGAACAUCGCCUGCAAUGGGUUCGGUUGCUUCUCCUGCUGCAACAACGGGUGUGAAUCAACAUGCUGCUGGUUUGUACUACGAUCAGUACGGUCAACCGAUCACUCAGCACCAUCAGCAGCUGCACCAGCCGGCGGGAGGAUACGGUACGAACAGUGGCAUGAUGGGAACACCACCGACCAGUACGAGCAGUACGAACAACAACGGUCAUGUGCUGGCAUCACAACAACCGUCAACCGUGGGCGGUGGCUAUGGAAAUGUGCUACCUCCCGUGUCGUCUUUUGCUGGUCCUUCAUACACAUCAACCAGCAACAGCACAACAUCAACAGCCACCGUACGAUCCAACUAUUAUCAACCAACCGGCACCGCAGAAGGUGGCAGCAUUCCCACAGGAAUCAGUUCUACUCCACAGCCACCAACAAUGCAUGCAGCAACGGAUACGUCGACAACCGGCUAUUCGCAUCACCCGCCACAGGGCGCUCAGUCACAUCAUCGGCCCGCUUCACCGCCACAAACUGUUGCGCCACAUUACUCGCAAUCUCAGGCAACACCACCCGGCUUAACGUCUUCCAGGGGCGGUAGUGCCAGAGGAUCAUCAAGCGCCUCACAGCAACAGCAACAACAACAACAGCAUCUUCCGCAUCAUAUGCAACAACCUCAACAACAUGCACAACAUCAUAUGCAAUAUGCCGCACAGCAAACAACUCCGGCACCAGCAGUACAGCCCGACUAUUCGAUGCACACUCAGUCGGUGCCUCCGUACAGCUCAAUGGGAGGAACCGCACCGUCAAAUGCGGACGUAGGAACCGCUUCCACGGACACGGCAGCCACCGGUGUUUACCAUCAACAACAAACACAGCAGCAUCAUCCGUCCCAUCAGCAACCCCUGCAACACCAGCAACAGCAGCAGCUUCAUCACUCUACGUCCGUUUCCUCCGCCCCAGGCUCCUUCAUUCCUUACUCGUCAACUCCUUCGUCUUCCGUCGGAUACAGUGCUGUCCCUUCGGUUGCCGUCGCAAGUCAAAAUGCUACCACAACAACCAACACGGUGGCAUCGGUCGCUUCAUCGAGUAGCGCCACCAACGGAUCUGCUUUCCAUCGUCCGGAGAGUGCGAUGACAAUGGGCACUGUACCGGCGCCCUCUUCUGCUACUAUCGUUCCACCCGUCUCGUCAUACGACACACCGCCGACGUACAUUCCGGAUACGAACGCACCAACCACGGCCUACCAUCAGUACCAUCACGCACCGUAUCAAUCGUCUCAGUAUCAUCAUCCACACCAAGCGCAGGGCUACUAUCCUCCACCGCAUCCGCCACCACCAUCGGCAUACUCUUACUAUUCAACGUCGGCAGGACCGUACGGAGUGGCGCAACCUCCCGGAGCACCAGCACCACCAGCACCCGCUGGUCCCGGAAUGGGUCCAACGGAUUCGCAAUACCACACAUACCCACCACCGCCACCGGUGUCUGGUGCGGGCCCAACGACGACCAGCAACUACAACUAUUCACCGUAUCCAAGCCAACCGGGCGUUGGCCAAUGGCAAUAAGAGCAUAGAUUGGGAAGAU